Molecule: messenger RNA, 1554 nt
Organism: Plasmopara halstedii
Lineage: Eukaryota; Oomycota; Peronosporomycetes; Peronosporales; Peronosporaceae
Exons: 1
Coding region: 1-1554 (517 amino acids)
Source: RefSeq, a predicted model, not a curated record
AUGGGUCACGCUUUCUCUGUGCUAGCGCUCCUUGCAGCCCUAUCAUCUAGUGUCUUGUCUCAUGCUGAUCCAGUUAUGCUGCAAACACAAACUGCUUACGAUAAUCUUGGUGAUAAUAGAAGAUUCAUGAGUACUGAUGCCGCAUCAGGCAAAGCAGAUGAAGAAGACCGUACAUUUUCGGAGUUUGUCGCAAAAGUUGCCGAUGGAGGUAAAGUGGAGGAGUGGCAUAAUGAACGCAAAGACUUUCAACCACUUCUCAAUGGAAUGAGUGACUCGGGGACGCCAUUAUUUGAAAAUCCUGAUCUGCCGUCAUUCUUUAAAUAUGUUCAUGAUCAUGGAGACUAUCAAGACCCAAAUGCGAUGAUUGGAGAAAUGCUUGUCUCUUCCGUUGGCAAUUUGAAAGCUGCAAAAAUGCUUGAAAAGGCAAAGAAAAAUCCUGCUCAGCAGGAACUGGCACAGAUUAUUGAGAAUUCACUCUUUGCAUAUUGGAGGAGAUCACCAGACAAUUUGAAACAACGUUUCGAGACGCUUAAACCUAAAAAGUUUUCGAAAGAAGACGUUGGUGAUCAGUUGUUCAAGGAGUCUGGACUGAAAACUUUGAUCGACUAUGCAAUCAAAUUGCGUCAGUUGAAGGAAAGCCAAACGCCCAGCGCAAUAAUUGAUGGCCAGAGUGCUGAGAAGAAGGGUCUACACGAUGUUGUCUUGUUGUUAAUAUCACAACGAGGUUACAGCGAUCUUUCAGAACAGAUUGAGAUGGGUUUAAAAAAUUCUGAGACUGUGGAAGUGGCCAAAUUAAUCCAGGAGGGUCUAUUUGACUCGUGGAAACAGACACCGUUCAAGCAAUUGUUUAAACACUUCGAUCUCAAGAAGAAUCACAACGACCUCUUCAGUCGUCCUGCAAUGUAUACUUUGGUAAAGUUUGCCGUAGAAAAGGAGCGCAAAAAUGAUUUCGUCAGUUUUCUCGGCGGUGCUAAGGGACUUACAGAAAAAAUUCAAAAGAAUCAAUCAGAAAAUAAUAUUGAAGCCGUCGUUAAUUCCCUUCGAGAAUGGGAUGUAUCUCCGGAAAACAAGAAAAAAAGUUUCAUUUCCGGAUUUCUUACAACCACCACGAAUCCACGGCCACUUUCGUCAGAUAGAACUCCUUUGAACAAAGUAAUCCCAACCACUCCGAAUCUGCAGCCGAUUUCGUCAGGUGAAACACUUUUGGCUCCGAUCACUUCGAAUUUGCAGCAAGUUUCGUCAGGUAAAAGUUUCCCGGACAAAAUAACCCCAGCCACUUCCAAAAUGCAGCCAGCUUCGUCAGGUGAAGAUCUAGCUAUCCCAGCAAGCUCCAUAUCGGAGCUCAAUUCUGCAUCAUCGGUUCCACACGGUGCGCCUUUUGGGCCAUUAAAACAACAAGAACCUUCGAGUGAGGCUAUGACGUUGCCGGCGAAUUCAAAAUUAGAAUUGAUGCCCCCAGAUGCACCAAAAUCGAGCACUUUUCUUGCCAAAAUUAGGCGCAUUCUAUCCGCUGUGUGGGCAAAACUUCGGGCCUUACUGUGGCCUUUUAAUUGA